AUGACAACGGCUGGAACAACAAUAUAUUCACCAGAUCAACAAAAGGGCCAAAUUCAGAGCACAAAUGCAAGUCCAUUGAGUGAUAUGAAUUCUGAUGAUACUAGCAUAUCUAGAAAUUUAGGGGAUAUUUUAUCUCCCGUUGCAAAAACCGUAGCAAUAUUUCACGGGAGUGAAGAACAGAUGACGGACGAUGAAACACUCACCAAUAGAGCUCCAAUAGAUAUCAAGGUGGACCAAAAUUCUACAAUUAUACAGGAAAUUCAUGAUAUCAACCAGAGGAGUCAAGAAACAACGGAGCAAUUGACUUUGAAGUUUCAUUCCAAAGCAAAAAUCUUGAUCUACGAUCAUGAAAGUAACUGCAAAUCUAUUCGAAAGCUUUUUAACUCCAGAAGAAACCCAACAGAUAGUCCAUUGAAAAGAAUAAAUCGUUCGAUAAGCAGAAAACUGUCAGGGUUUGGUGUCAAUGUCUCCACCACUGCCGUUGAUGCGCCUGGGUAUUUAUACGGAUCAUGUGACAGAUCAAUUCUCAAAAGCAAGAUCAAUAUUAACGAGGAACAAGAAUCAAUCAGAGCAAAUAAUUGCGAUGAGGUGGGAGUGGAAGAUUUUUUAUGCUUCUUUGAAACUCACGAGCGUCGUCGGAUGGACACAGAACCGUUUCUUGAACAUUUCAGAGAGAAGCAGAUAGAGAAAUAUUACGAAAACAUGUAG
Ogataea philodendri is the source of this 708-nucleotide messenger RNA. RefSeq lists its product as uncharacterized. Bases 1 to 708 code for a protein of 235 amino acids. The transcript has a single exon. Lineage: Eukaryota; Fungi; Ascomycota; Pichiomycetes; Pichiales; Pichiaceae. The record is from RefSeq and is a predicted model, not a curated record.